UACAGUAGUUUUUUGUAUUUUGCUUUGUACACAUCGCAGCAAACUGCUUUCAAUCUAUUUUCAUUAAUUUUCAGUUGUGUUAAAAUUUUCCUCAAAUAGGGUUCAAUUUAUUAAAAUCAGUCUCGUGUUUAUUUAAAAAAAAAUGUCAGGAAAAAGAAAUAGUUUAGCUAAAUCAACAAGAGACACAAAAUCAAUUGCUUCAAAUGAACCCAAUAAUCACCAUGACAUGAAAAAAUCUAAAACUGACUAUGACAAAAAUGAAGAAUUGUUAAGAAAAUAUAUUUAUCCUGAGGAUUAUACAGCAUCUAUGAGCCUAAUGACAAUUGCUUCUGCUUUGCCUGACACUGAUAACAUGGACAGUACAGGGGAUAAAGUCAACUCAAAGUCAUCAAGUUAUGACAAUGAUGCGGCUACUUCAUUCGACGAUGUUGAUUAUUCAGAAUAUGACUUUGAUGAUGAAGAAGAAGAUGCUACGUGUAAUGUGAAAUUCAAUUUUAGAAUGUUUCGUGAUGCCAUAGACGAAAUUCCAAUAUCUGAUAAGAAAAAAUACAAAAAUGGAACACGUUCUAGUCUGACAUUUUCAAAUCAAAGAGUUAAGGAGAUUGAAAGGGAUAAUCGUAUUUUAUUAGAGAAAAUAAUGCGAAAUGGUCCUUUGGGUGACAGCUUUGUAAAACAACAGUCGAGGAUUAAUAAUCAACGAAAGAAAGUAAAAUCAGCAGCUGAAGUUAAUCGACAAAAAAAACAACACCAAAUAAAUUAUGAGAAUCAGCUUUUGAAACGCAAACUUGAUAAAAUUGCAACUCGUCGUGCAUCCGUUUCAAGUUCGUUGGGAUAAAACUUAAAGUAUUAAUUUUUCAAAAAAAUAAAUUUGUGUGAAAAUUUUAUU
Molecule: messenger RNA, 886 nt
Organism: Chironomus riparius
Lineage: Eukaryota; Metazoa; Arthropoda; Insecta; Diptera; Chironomidae
Source: the annotation of a GenBank genome assembly